Molecule: messenger RNA, 506 nt
Organism: Phaeodactylum tricornutum CCAP 1055/1
Lineage: Eukaryota; Bacillariophyta; Bacillariophyceae; Surirellales; Neidiaceae
Exons: 2
Coding region: 65-391 (108 amino acids)
Biological process (GO): cytoplasmic translation
Cellular component (GO): ribosome; cytosolic large ribosomal subunit
Molecular function (GO): structural constituent of ribosome
Source: RefSeq, a predicted model, not a curated record
GUCUCCGUCCCAUCAUCAUUGCACUCGUGUGUGUACCGUUCCUAUCUUACAUUGCAUUCUAACCAUGGCACGAACAGGAUACGCCAAAGGAGCCAACUCGGGUCACGUCACCGAGCAGAGAGAUCUCAAGCCCAAGCCUAGUUCCCGCAAGGGUAAAUUGGGUAAACGCACGGCUUUGACGCGCGCCAUUGCCCGGGAAGUCGUUGGACUGGCUCCGUACGAACGCCGUAUUCUUGAUAUGAUCAAGACGGGCGGAGCUUCGGCUGACAAGCGCAUUUACAAGUUCGCCAAGCGUCGUUUGGGUUCCCACAAGCGCGCUUUGCAAAAGCGUGAGGACAUCAAGGCCGUCAACGCACAGCAACGUGCCCGUGCUGCCGCCGGUACCAAGUAAAACACACACACACACCAACAAACUAUCAAUCUAGAAAUGGCACGGUUUCGUUGUGUUGGCAUGGAAUACGACUACUCUAGGAAUAUAUGUGUGUGUGUGUUGGUCUAAAUUCCAU